CUAUCUGACAGAUGCAAGUGGCUUCUUGGGCAUGUGCUUAGACAUGUCACUGGUCUUUAGUGAGGAGAGAGACUACUGCUCCUUGCUGAACACGCCAUCAAAUACUUGCUUUAGUUUUAUAAAUCAAGAUCAUCUUCAUUCCAGAAUGUCAGUGUUCCUCUAUCUGUUUGUCUUGGUAUUUGGGCUUCAGGCUACAAUCCAUUGUGCACCACAUAACAGCUCUGAAGGCAAAGUAACGACCUGUCAUUUGCCCCAACAAAAUGCCACUCUCUAUAAGAUGCCAUCUAUCAAUGCUGACUUUGCAUUCAGUCUGUAUCGGAGGCUCUCUGUGGAGAACCCAGAUUUGAACAUCUUCUUCUCCCCUGUGAGCAUAUCUGUUGCUUUAGCCAUGCUUUCUUUUGGAUCUGGCUCUAGCACCCAAACACAGAUUCUGGAGGUGUUGGGGUUUAACCUCACAGAUACUCCUGUGACAGAAUUACAACAGGGCUUCCAGCAUUUGAUCUGUUCAUUGAAUUUCCCAAAGAAUGAACUGGAAUUGCAGAUGGGAAAUGCAGUUUUCAUUGGGCAGCAGCUGAAACCAUUGGCAAAGUUUUUGGAUGAUGUCAAGACCCUCUAUGAAACUGAAGUCUUUUCUACUGACUUCUCCAAUGUUUCUGCAGCCCAGCACGAGAUCAACAGUUAUGUGGAGAAGCAAACCAAAGGGAAAAUUGUAGGCUUAAUUCAAGGCCUCAAACUGAAUAUUAUCAUGAUUCUAGUGAACUAUAUUCAUUUCAGAGCCCAGUGGGCAAAUCCUUUCCGUGUAUCUAAAACUGAAGAGAGUUCCAACUUCUCAGUGGACAAGAGCACCACAGUACAAGUGCCCAUGAUGCAUCAGCUAGAACAAUACUAUCAUUACGUGGAUAUGGAGCUGAAUUGUACAGUACUUCAAAUGGACUAUAGUGCGAACGCCCUGGCACUUUUUGUCCUUCCAAAAGAGGGACACAUGGAAUGGGUAGAAGCAGCCAUGUCAUCUAAGACACUGAAGAAGUGGAACCAUUUACUGCAGAAAGGAUGGGUUGAAUUGUUUGUUCCAAAGUUUUCCAUUUCUGCCACAUAUGAUCUUGGAAGCACACUUCAGAAGAUGGGCAUGAGGGAUGCCUUUGCUGAAAGUGCUGACUUUCCUGGAAUAACAGAAGACAAUGGUCUAAAACUUUCCUAUGCUUUUCACAAGGCUGUGCUACACAUUGGUGAAGAGGGAACUAAAGAGGGAGCUUCUCCUGAAGUUGGGUCUCUGGAUCAGCAAGAAGUACCUCCUCUUCACUCUGUUAUCCGAUUGGAUAGAACAUUCUUACUGAUGAUUUUGGAGAAAAGAACCAGAAGUGUUCUCUUUUUAGGGAAACUUGUUAACCCAACAAAACAGUAAUUGAGGAAGAGUCCAUUGAGUAUGUACAUAUUAUAAUAGGAAAUAAAUGGAUAGCAAAACUUAAUGUACUUGCUAUGGACUUGGACUUUAUUUCAUUUGUGCAAGUGAUAAAAGUGGACCUACUCAGAAGUACAGUGGCUGUAGAAGCAGCUAAUCCUGUGAUCAAACAUGCAGAUAGUCAAUGAGUGAUUGUUAUCCAAAACUACAAAAAGGAUUGAUGUUAGUAGGUCUUUGUAAAGCUGGUCAUGAGUUAGCUAAGUCUAGAAUUUUUGACUGGGGGUACAAAUGCUUUUGGAUGUAUCUUUUGGACAAUAGUUGCAAUACAGGUCAAGUCUUUGUAUUACACUAUUCCAAUAGUAUGAUCAAUGAACACACAAAUGAAGUAGCUUGUAUAUAUCACAUUCAAAAUAACCUCUGCUCUUUCUACCUGUGAUUUUGGCUACUGCUAGAUAUUUUUUUUAAAAAAAAUAAAACUUCUCUUACUAUACUAUCAAGUCAUAAACUGAGUACUUUCAACUAGGGAUGUAGCUUUUGUGACCUAACAUGUAUUCAACAACAAACCAGGGUGAAAUAAAUUCUUCACACAAGCCCACAUCAUCACUAGCAGAUGCCAUUGUGCUAAUUCAUAAGCUAUUGAUGAAAGAUAGACAAAUCAUUUGCAUCAUAUGCUAUAUUCAUUAUUUUUAUAUUCCUUUUAAAAUAUCUUUCUCCUUUCUCUCAUGGAAAUUUCCUGGUUGUCCUGUUUGGUUUUUUUGUCUGUAGUCCUCAAUAAAAUAGGAUAUUUUGUGUUACCAGAACAUCCUCUGCCUAGGUAUGCCAUACUAUCUUCACCUACCGAAGUAGAUUUAAUCUCAAAUUUAUGUAUUCAAGUACCUUGCAUUAGAAUUUGGAACACAAAUAACAAAUUGAGAAUUAAUUAUGAAGUAGCCAAAUUCUAUCCCACAAUAUUUCACUUACAGAAAAUGAGCAACAAACAUGUAAGUACUAUGUAGGUUUGACUCCAUAUGAAUAUAAAUAAAAUA
Mus caroli (Ryukyu mouse) is the source of this 2424-nucleotide messenger RNA. It is a transcript of the gene Serpina7, whose product is annotated as serpin family A member 7. Gene Ontology annotation, molecular function: serine-type endopeptidase inhibitor activity. The record is from RefSeq and is a predicted model, not a curated record. Lineage: Eukaryota; Metazoa; Chordata; Mammalia; Rodentia; Muridae.